Messenger RNA from Trichobilharzia regenti, 444 nucleotides. NCBI's taxonomy places the organism in Eukaryota, Metazoa, Platyhelminthes, Trematoda, Strigeidida, Schistosomatidae. The record is from the annotation of a GenBank genome assembly.
AUGAAUGAAUUAAUGAUUACAACGAACGUGUCCUGUUUCACAAAAAUGAAAACUUUGUCAAAUACUACGAAUAAAAUGCAAUCAAUUCGUUAUGCAGUGUACUCAAUACUCCACGGGAUCAUUUUGUACGUUUUCGUCUGUUCUGUUAGUAACGAAAGCGUUCGUGCUGAAAGUCUCUUUCAUCAGGUAUAUUACAAGGAUGGCGUGUGCAAACAGAUCGACGCUGCUAUUCGAGAAAUUUGUUCAGUAGAUGUCCCGCCGAAAUUUGAUACUGAAAACGACAACAUUUUGGUACCUUUAGGUCACCGACUAUACGAAAAUGAACUCCUGAAUGUUCACAACAUUCAGUGAACGCCUACCUGUGUCAAGUAGAAUAUCUCAUGAUGCUCCGAUCGUAAUCAUGUUAAGAAGUCGACUUUCUGAAAUAAAUUCCGCUUAAUCUCA